CCAAGAAGAACAAUUAAAUCAACCGAAGAUGAACGGCAAGGAAACAGCUACGACGGUUAUAAAUGCAAUUCAGGAAUUAUGUGGCUUAUCUAGAUUCAGCGACGGAGUAAACGAAGGGAAACUUGUCUCGUUUAUUCGAGGUUCUAAUCAGGACUGGUUAAAGGAAGGAGACGUGCAACCUAUCAUUGAAGGGUCUGCCACGUAUGGAUCAGGCAUGGGACAUGAUACCACCUGGUGGAGCAGGGCGCUAAGGCAAUGUGUUGCUCUAGGUUUUGUAGACAUAGCAUACAAAGUCUCUUUGUUCAACAAUUUUUAUAAAACGUCAAGGCGCUAUGUUGCAUCCGUGAAAGGCAAAUGCUUCGUGCAAAAACCGUACGACAUCUCCGUUCUUGAUCCAUCGGUAGAUCCUUUCAACCCAAAUAAGAAAUCAAACAGCAGAAACAAUGUCAAGUCCACCACUAGCAGAGGAGUUCAUUUCCUACCAAAAGUUAGGAAACUCUUAAAAGAUAAAAGCAGCUGGGUGGACAUCAAGAAAAGAGAAGAUUACGAGUUUCCAGGCUUUUCUGAAAAUAAUGGAAAGUUGAUGUUCACCCAAGAUUUUAAAACACUCCCGUAUGCAGCCAAAAACAGGGUUCACUUUAUUUCUGAGGAUAACCAGCUAACAACGCGUGGCUCGCAAAAGCAAAAAGUGCUAACUGAGGUCGAUGGAGUGGAAACAGAAGUCUUUGUAAAGAGAGGACCUUGUGAAGGGGUAAAAGUAUGCAGCGCUGACAAAUGUGGUUACACGGUGGCAAAUACGCAGUUAAGGAACAAAUGCAAGGAGCAUGGUUCCUCCAAACCAUUAACAAGAACCGGAAAAUGUCCUAUUCACUUUGUUUAUAUUUGGCCCACUAUUAGUACGGAUGAUCGCAGAUGGAUCGGAGUUUUUUCAGCCGAAGGAGAGGUGAAGCAUAAUCAUUCAAGACCUGCCGAACACAAGAUCUCGAGCAAAGUGGUUGAAGACAUUCAACAAACAGUUCAUCAGGACAUCACUAAGACUUCCAAGGAUUUAUUGAAAGGUCAGGGUAUGGAGUAUAUACCUGGGGAGAACAGUGCCGCAGCUCUCAACAUUGAUCGCAUAAGGAGGGAGAGGAAAAAAGUUUUAAGCCAACAUUCGACAGAUGUCAGCGGAAGCUCGAGAGUACUCUUCAUUAUCGAGCAGUUUCCAAAGAUCAAAAAGAAGGUGGACGAAGAGACUAAAUGCGAAGACGAAUUUGUCAGGGAAGUAGAGGAACUUGUGGGUAAUUAUCAAAUGGCAGGACUGGAGUACAUCUUUACCCCUCAACGAAACAUGGCAUUCUUUGCGUCUCCUUUCCAGCUAAAGCAAUUAAGCUGCACGAAAGUGAUAUUUACAGACAUUACUUACACUGGCAGCAAUGAUUUCCCGUAUUUACUCAACAUGGUGGCUUUCAACGAAGACAGCUUACAGUACAAUGCUGUCGCGCGUGUCCUGUUGAACCGACAAGAUGGGGGUACCUAUGCAACGGCAAUCAAAGAGGUUUUUAAGAAAACAACUACAGAUCACCCUGACUUCAAAAUGGGAUCAGCUCUGGAGGAAAUCGUGGUUGAUUUCAGUGAUGCAGAAAGCAAUGGCUUUAGAGAUGCUAUCGGGGAAAGCCUGGCAGCGAAGCUUCUCAGAGGUUGCAAUGUAUGUACCAAGUAAAUCAUACUUACAAAUUAGUGUAUUACUCCUUUAAUUUCUGAAAACUGUCCAA
Messenger RNA from Orbicella faveolata, 1754 nucleotides. RefSeq lists its product as uncharacterized. Gene Ontology annotation, biological process: double-strand break repair via homologous recombination. The record is from RefSeq and is a predicted model, not a curated record. Lineage: Eukaryota; Metazoa; Cnidaria; Anthozoa; Scleractinia; Merulinidae. Gene Ontology annotation, cellular component: cytoplasm; chromosome; nucleus. Gene Ontology annotation, molecular function: four-way junction helicase activity; ATP binding; 3'-5' DNA helicase activity.